AUGGGAAAAACCUUUGUGAAGAUAGAUAAGGCACCACGUUCAAAACAUAGACACGCGGAAGAAACUGAGGAGGAGGAAUAUGAAGACGAGGAGGAAGAGGAAGAACAGAAUGAGUGGGCUGGCAUAGUUAAGAAAAAUGCGUCAUGUUCAAAGGCUGGAUACCAAAGAGCCACUGCUCACAAGGUGAGGGACAGCCAUGACCAAUUUGGGGCAGAUAUAUUCAAAAGUGGACAUGCAACGCAGCCAAGAAAUCCUUACUUUAUAGCGAAAUUACAAGCAAAAAGGAGAGACCAACUAUACGUUCCAAUUGAUGUGGUUAAAGCCUUCAAUUUUGAACUCCCUUCGAGCAUGACCAUUCGCGACUCUACUGGCAGAGAAUUUGAGACAAAACUCAAGAAUUGGAAGGAUGGUAGAAUAUGGCUAAUUGGAGGAUGGCAUAGUUUAUGCAGGUGGAACCUUGUGGAGAAAGAUGUCAAGUGUAUUUGCGAAUUUGUGAAAGGAAAAGGAAAUAAAGUCCUUUACUUGCAAGUUCAAAUUCUUCAUGAAGGAUCAGUUUCAAACUCCAACACUAAACACAUGGAAGAGGAAGACGAAGAAGAAGAAGAAGAUUAUGAUGAUGAUGAUGAAGAGGAGGAAGAAACUGAAGAGGACGAAGAAACAGAGGAGGAUGAAAGGACUGGUACAUUUAAGAAAAAUGUGUCACGUUCAAAAGUUGGAUGCAAAAGAGACAUUGCUUGCAAGGUGAGGGAUGUUCCUGACCAAUAUGGUGCAGAUAUAUUCAAAAGUGGGCGUGCAACUCAGCCAAAAAAUCCUUACUUUGUAGCGAAAAUACGAGCAAAAAGGAGAGAUCAACUGUACAUUCUGAUUGAUGUGGUGAGAGAUUACAAACUUGAACUCCCUUCAAGAAUGAUCAUUCGCGAUUCUGCUGGCAGAGAAUUUGAGACGAAACUCAAAAAUUGGAAGGACGGUAGAAUAUGGCUAGCUGGCGGAUGGCGCAGUGUAUGUAGGUGGAACCUUAUGGAAAAAGAUGACAGGUGCAUUUGUGAAUUUGUGAGAGGAAAAGGCAAAAACGGCCUUUACUUGCAAGUUCAUGUUCUCCAUGAAGGAUCAGUUUCCGAAUAGUGAACUUGUAACAAGUAGUGUUGUUUGUUGACAAAUAUUGAAGGCUUAUCUAGUUUGUAAAAUAGCUCUGACA
Solanum stenotomum is the source of this 1195-nucleotide messenger RNA. RefSeq lists its product as uncharacterized. The record is from RefSeq and is a predicted model, not a curated record. Gene Ontology annotation, molecular function: DNA binding. The transcript has 6 exons. NCBI's taxonomy places the organism in Eukaryota, Viridiplantae, Streptophyta, Magnoliopsida, Solanales, Solanaceae. Bases 1 to 1122 code for a protein of 373 amino acids.